This is a messenger RNA of Portunus trituberculatus (swimming crab), 455 nucleotides long. Its product is annotated as creatinase-like. The record is from RefSeq and is a predicted model, not a curated record. The transcript has a single exon. The coding region runs from base 24 to 344 and encodes 106 amino acids. Lineage: Eukaryota; Metazoa; Arthropoda; Malacostraca; Decapoda; Portunidae.
GCAGGUAUAGAGGAAGUAAAGUGAUGUGCAAGAGUAGUGCCAGGAGAACAUAUGAGGUAAGAAAUGGCUGGGUGAGGACUAGGAAUCUGAUGAGUCAGAGAUCAGAGACAAUAUUCCAUAAAAAUUGUCACUUCCCAUCAGGUCUUGAGCUGCGGGAGGACAUUGACACAGUGCUGCAGCCGAACAUGGUGGUGUCAAUGGAGCCUAUGGUGACUGUUCCCGAGGGACUACCUGGAGCAGGGGGAUACCGGGAACAUGAUGUCCUGGUGAUCAAUGAAGAUGGAUCGGUUGAAAACGUAACAGGUUUCCCCUUCGGACCAGAACACAACAUUUUCAAGAAGUAAAGAGAUGAUGAAGGAAACCUUUCUGAUGCUAUCGGACUCUCCUGGGAAGAAAGAGAAUGUUUUUUUUCUUUCUUACACACGCACACGCACACAGGCACACGCACACAGUUG